AUGAAAUCGUAUAGACGAUUAACAACUAAUCAACUUGAACGACGUCCGCCAAUAUGGUCUAUUUCGGACAAUCUAACGGAUUCUGAUACUGUUCAUUGGAGUGGAUCACCUCUUGCCUUCCAUGGUUUAAUUGAUAUAGACUAUUCCCAAGUAUAUCGUUUUCUUGGUACUCAACCAUCAAAUAUUCCAUCUUUAAUACAAAAAAGUGUUGUUGUACAGCCAUGGCGUACAAUUUAUACAUUUUCAACGCCAACAAAUACAGUUGAACUUGUUUUAUCAUUUAGUCAGCCAACAUCAAUUGAAGAUCCUUAUACUUAUAUAACAUUUGAUGUUCGUACAUUAGAUCAAAAGAACCAUGACGUUAGAAUUUAUUUUGAAGAAGGAUCUAUGCUAAGUAUCAAUGAUAAAAAUGAAAAAAUUUAUUGGAGUCGAACCGAUGGAGAUAUAACUGUAUUAACGAUGAAUAGUUAUAAUCAAGUUCCAUUUGGUAUACAUGGUGAUGAAACACGAAAUAAUUGGGGUUAUGCUCAUUUAAUAAGUGCAAAUAAAACCACAACAAUUGGUUAUCAAGGCUUUGGUGACAAUCUUCGUCAAGCGUUUGUUAAGCGUCAAAUAAUGCCGAGUGAUGACACACGAAAACCACGUUCUGUUGAUGAUCAAUCGCCGUCAUCAGUAUUUGUAAUUAAUUUAGAUCGAGUGUCAUCAGUAUCAUCAUAUCUAAUAUUUCUUUAUGAUGAUCUUUAUUCUAUGUUGUAUUUUGAAGAUUGGCAAAUACCAUGUUGGCGUGCUGAACUUGAUAAUAAUGUGACAUUACUUGUGAACGAAGCCGUUGAAUAUUAUAAUUCAAAUAUGGCUGAUAUUACAGAUUCAAACUUAUUAUUAACAACAUUAUUAACUAAUACCGGUGGUGCACAAUAUUCAUUAUUUGGAUCACUUGUAACACGACAAAUAACUGGUGCAGUAACACGUACGUGGUCGAAUAAACAGAACCGUCCACGCUUAUUUAUGAAAGAAAUAUCAUCCGGUGGUGCUGUUAGUACAGUAGAUGUCAUUUUUCCCUCAUCACCAUUUUUUCUUUGGUUACAUCCAGAAAUGUUACGCGAUGUUCUUAUACCUGUACUUGCUUAUGCUAAUAAUGAAACAAGUAUUAAUUAUAAUUUAGUAUGGGCACCUCAUCAUUUAGGAAAAUGGCCCGUCUGUGAUGUUCUACCCGAUGAACAAGAACAAAUGCCCAUAGAAGAAUCAGCAAAUAUGUUAUUAAUGCUAGCUAGUAUUGUACAAAGACUUCUAAAAACUGAUUUUCUUCAACAUUAUUGGAAUGUUAUGGAAAUUUGGGCGCAAUAUCUUAAUAAUACAUUACCAGAUCCAGGAAAUCAACUUUGUACAGAUGAUUUCGAAGGACCGUCACCACACAAUUGUAAUUUAGCAUUGAAAGGUAUUUUAGGUCUAGGUGCUUAUGCAAUUCUUUUGAAUUCUACUGGCGAAACGCAACGUGCUACAAUAUAUAUGAAUCAGGCACAAGCAUAUGCAAACUAUUGGUUACAAGCCGCACGAGAUGAUGAAAACUAUCGUCUUCAAUAUGAUUUACCAAACACUUGGUCACAAAAAUAUAAUCUUAUUUAUCAAUCAAUAUUAUCAUUAAAUUUAUUUCCAUCUGAUGUUGCUAAACUUGAAUCAAAUUAUUAUGCAACAAAAAUGCUUGAUUAUGGUAUUCCACUUGAUUCUCGUUCAAAAUUAACUAAAAUUGAUUGGACAUCAUGGAUAGCUGCAUUUAGUGAUACUAAAGAAGAUGAUGAGAUUUUUAGAAAAAUUUAUAAAUUUGCUAAUGAAUCACCAGAUCGCGUACCAUUUAGUGAUUUCUAUAAUGCAUCUGAUGGUCAUGUAUUAGGUUUUUGUGCACGACCAGUUAUGGGUGGAUUAUUUAUUCGAGCAUUACUAGAAAGUCCACUUAUAGAAAAUAUUUAUGUUCAACCAACAAAACCUUCACAACGUCAUGGACGAAUCAAUAGAUGUAGUACAUAA
Rotaria sp. Silwood1 is the source of this 2022-nucleotide messenger RNA. NCBI's taxonomy places the organism in Eukaryota, Metazoa, Rotifera, Eurotatoria, Philodinida, Philodinidae. The record is from the annotation of a GenBank genome assembly.